CCCCGGGGACCCCGCCGCGGGCACCAUGGGCGCUACCCACUCCGCGUCCGCGGAGGUGCGGGAGCUCGAGGGCAAGACGGGCUUCUCGUCAGACCAGAUCGAGCAGCUCCACCGGAGGUUUAAGCACCUGAGUGGAGACCAGCCCACCAUUCGGAAGGAGAACUUCAACAAUGUCCCUGACCUGGAGCUCAACCCAAUCCGAUCCAAAAUUGUCCGUGCCUUCUUCGACAACAGGAACCUGCGUAAGGGAUCCAGUGGCCUGGCCGACGAGAUCAACUUCGAGGACUUUCUGAUCAUCAUGUCCUACUUCCGGCCCAUCGACAGCACCAUGGACGAGGAGCAGGUGCAGCUGUGCCGGAAAGAGAAGCUGCGAUUUCUGUUCCACAUGUACGACUCGGACAGCGACGGCCGCAUCACCCUGGAAGAGUAUCGAAAUGUGGUCGAGGAGCUGCUCUCGGGAAACCCCCACAUCGAGAAGGAGUCGGCGCGCUCCAUCGCCGACGGGGCCAUGAUGGAGGCGGCCAGCGUCUGCGUGGGGCAGAUGGAGCCUGAUCAGGUGUAUGAAGGGAUCACCUUCGAUGACUUCCUGAAGAUCUGGCAGGGAAUAGACAUCGAGACCAAGAUGCACGUCCGCUUCCUUAACAUGGAAACCAUGGCCCUGUGCCACUGACCGCCCCUCCCCCACGAAGAACCCGCACUUGGACCCGGGCAGCAAGGCCCGCGGGGGCCCUUUUGCUACAGCUCUUGUAAAUAGUCAACCCUCC
Molecule: messenger RNA, 764 nt
Organism: Hippopotamus amphibius kiboko
Lineage: Eukaryota; Metazoa; Chordata; Mammalia; Artiodactyla; Hippopotamidae
Gene: TESC
Product: tescalcin
Exons: 8
Coding region: 26-670 (214 amino acids)
Molecular function (GO): calcium ion binding
Source: RefSeq, a predicted model, not a curated record